AUGGACGCUGAAACUCCGCGUUCAUCAUUUGGCAAACAGCGACGUAAACGCCGUCUUGUGUUUGUUUCAUCACCCGAAACAUCAGAAAAUGAAGAGCCUGCAACGACCUUGGUACGUACUAAGUAUACAUUAGGAACUGAAAUAUCGAAAAAUGAAGAAUCUGCGACUACUACCUUACCACGUACUCGUAAAUUAGGAAAGGAAAAUACAGCAAUUCCAGAUUCUGAGAUUACAGAGAUUCUUGAACAAAUUGACUCUGACUUUAGUGACUCGUCUUUGGAUAACUAUCAACCACAUUCAACUGAUUCGUCGUCUUCAGACUCUGAAAAUACAGACUUUGAAGAUAGUCAAGCCGAGUGCUCUGCCCCAGACGAACAGCCUCAAUCGUCAGCGUCUCUCCAAGUUGAGCAGUAUUUGGCAUCAAAAAUAAAUGUUCCUGGACCGUCUCAAGGGCAAAGAGCGCUAGAAAGACCAUCUGUACCUUGGUCAACAAUAAAUGAAGGUAUGAAGACUUUUGAUUUCCUGGAAACGGAAAACGUUGGUUUGAAAGUGCUGGUUUCUAAUGAGUCAAAAGCUAUAGAUUUUUUAAGUUUAUUUCUGGAUGAUGAAUUUCUGACAUAUAUUGUUCGAGAAACUAAUAAGCAUGCUAUUGAUGUUUUGACGAAGCCAGGAGUUACGCUAAAAUCAAGAAUAACGGACUGGAAAGACACAAAUGUCGCUGAGAUAAAAGUAUUUUUUGGCAUAAUUUUACAUAUGGGCAUUAUUCGUCUUAAUCGUUUGACGGACUACUGGAAAACGGAUCGAUUAUUCAACAUUCCAAUUUUCAGACAGUAUAUGUCGCGGAACAGGUUUUUGUUGCUGUUCAGAUGCUUGCAUUUUUCCAGCUCAUCAGCUGGGGGAUUGAGCAAAGUCGAGAAAUUGAUCGAACGAUUUAAUGACAAGAUGAAUUAUCUAAUAUGCGCUCAGAAAGAAUUAUCACUUGACGAAAGCAUGAUUCUCUACAGAGGUCGUUUAUUUUUUAGACAAUUUAUAAAAAACAAAAAACACAAAUAUGGAAUGAAGCUGUACAUGCUUACAGAACCCGAUGGCCUUGUUCUAAGACUGCAUCUGUAUGGAGGCUCGGCCGAUAUAACAAGUGGAAAAGGCCACACAGAAAAGGUGGUGCUACAUCUAUUGAAAGAUUUCCUAGGGAAAGGCCAUUCAGUUUAUAUGGACAAUUUUUACAAUAGCUAUAAUUUAGCCGCGAAGUUGCUUACUCACAAGACUUACUGUACUGGAACUCUGAGAAAAAAACGUGAAUUCAAUCCUGAGAUUGUGAAUAGUAAAAUGAAAAAGGGAGAUAAUAAAUCUGUAUUUCAUAAUGGCAUUCACAUUGGAUGCUACAGGGAUAAACGAUACAUUCCCUACAUAUCAACAGAACAUGAUGAUGAAAUGGUUACGGUGACCAAUAAAAGGGGAAUCUCAAAAGAGAAACCAAAAGCUUUAGCUUUUUAUAAUCGGUUUAUGUCUGGCAUUGACAGGCAAGAUCAAAUGUUGUCGUACUACCCGUGUGAAAGGAAAACGCUGCGGUGGUAUAAAAAGUUCCUCAUACAUGUAUUUCAAAUACAAAUUUUGAAUGCCUACAUUUUAUACAACAGAUUUUCUGGGAAACACUUGAAUAUGUACGACUUCAGGAUGUCCCUCAUAAAUGAGUUAUUACCUCCAAAAGAGUGUUCAGUUUCAACAAGCUCACUGGUUCCCACUCGUUCGGAACGUGUUCACAAAUUAACUAAAAUAGAAAAUAAAACUGAAGAAACUAAAAAAGAUGCACCUGGACACGUUCGAAAAAUUAAUAGAGUAAAACGAAAAGUUUGUCGGCAAUGUACCGCUGUAAGAAAAAUUCGCAAGCAGACACGCUACCACUGUGUUUUGUGCUUAGAGCAGCCUGGGCUAUGUGAUCAGCAGUGCUUCGAUGCAUAUCAUGCUGGUCGAUUUACGACGAAUUAA
Melitaea cinxia (Glanville fritillary) is the source of this 1986-nucleotide messenger RNA. RefSeq names its product piggyBac transposable element-derived protein 4-like. NCBI's taxonomy places the organism in Eukaryota, Metazoa, Arthropoda, Insecta, Lepidoptera, Nymphalidae. The transcript has a single exon. The coding region runs from base 1 to 1986 and encodes 661 amino acids. The record is from RefSeq and is a predicted model, not a curated record.